AUGAUCCAAGGCACAGCACAGCAUGGGCAGGAAGCGGACUUCGAACUCGAGAACAAGGAUUCCCGUUCGUACACACUUGUCGAAGAUCUCCCUCCAGCUGAUAGGAUAGAAGCUUUCCUCGGAGGGACGGGGACUCGCUUCAGCUUCGUCGGACAGCAACUCUGGUCCAAUAAUGCGUCUGCACUGCGGUGCCUCCUCACCAGAACAGGCAUGACGGCAUCUGAGCAGCAUUGUUGGUGGCUUCGGACGUGCGGAGUUUGGGCAAAUGGCGCAGGCCUUCGCAGGCCCAGUCGUCCCCGCCCAUCCUGGAACCUUUCUCCCACCUCGACUCACCUUCAUCACCACGCCAGCUCGCCAGCUUCACUAAGCUUCACCUCCGUCGGCUCACCAUCGUCGCCUCGCCAGCAUCGCCCCACCCGCACUGGCAACGCCUCACCAGCGCCACCAGCUUCGCCGCGCCAACACCAGCAACGCCUCACCACGCUUCGCCUACGUCAGCUCAUUGUCGUCGCCUCGCCAUCGUCGCCUCGCCAGCAUCGCCUCACCACCGGCAACGCCUCACCAGCGCCACCAGCUUCGCCAUUCCAGCAUCGCUCCGCCAACAUGUCAAGCGUCCUCCAAGACGGUCCAGCCGAGCUCUUUGACUUCGACGCAGCGUCCGAGGCUUCCGGGGACCCUCCAGCUGUCCCAGGUGACGAGAUGGCACAACAAUUACAAUGCACCGAACUGGUCGAUUCUUUGACAGCAGCUGCUACUGCUGCACCAGGUAGCGGAGAAGCGGAGAUCCUUCCUACGUGUGAACAGGCGUCCGGGGCCUUGGGGAACGGAGACAACCCACCCCAGGCGACACUCACGUUCGUGAUCCAAGACCAGAACUUCUCGAAUUCUGUUGAGCUCGGCAUCCUGAACGAACAUCCUGAGGCCUUGAAAGCAAUUACACCGACGCAAUCCUUGACAUCAUCGACCUUCUUCGUGCCCGCUAUUCGAGCUGCGAUGUCUGUGUUGCAAUCCGAAUGGGUAGACAGGUUAGCUGCUGAGCUGACUGCUAUCUCCUUGCAACAGGUCGAGGAAGUGCUGUCGAGGAGCAAUCCGUUGGCCAGUGAAUCCAGCAUGGAGUACCAAGAAUUCGCCGACAUCAUUGGUGGCAAGCUUAACGAGGCUCUGCCGCGCUUCGAGUGGCAAGGCCCGACAAAUUCCUUUGCGCGAGCCCGUUACAUCAUGGCUAUGCUGGAAGAGGCGCUUCGCGUCCUCGGCGCCAGAACGGAACCACUGAUCACGGCACUGAGGUCUCACGCACGCGCUAGGUCCGCUUUGAAGAGAAUAGCACACGCUAUUGCAGAGUCGGAUCGCAGCCCUGCAGAGCUUUAUGGUCAGUGGGCCCAUGAUACACUACUUUCGGCCUUGCUGUUUGGGAGAAAGCCGAACAGAUACGCCGAGACGUUCCAAACAGCUGGGCAGAACCAAGAGCCUUCGUACCAGGCCGUGGAGGCCUCCACGGACGACAGUGACAGCGACGUCGAAGAUAGUCGCCCGACUAAACUCGGCUCAAAGAGGUUGAUUCAAGACAAGUCGCAACAUCUCACCCUGGCUGAAGGGGCAGAAGAUGACCCAGUGUGCAUGUCGGACUCUGACACGGACGACAGUGCACACUGCAAGUCGAAACAUCGCAGUACAAGACAGAAAGCCGUUGACUACAACAUGAAACACCACCCGCAGGACGGUGCGAUCCCGCGCGCCUAUAAGAGACGAAAGGUGACCGGCAAGGUCGUGAAGAAGUGA
Molecule: messenger RNA, 1779 nt
Organism: Zasmidium cellare ATCC 36951
Lineage: Eukaryota; Fungi; Ascomycota; Dothideomycetes; Mycosphaerellales; Mycosphaerellaceae
Exons: 3
Coding region: 1-1779 (592 amino acids)
Source: RefSeq, a predicted model, not a curated record